AUGUUAUUCGUCUUCGGGAAGCUAAUUGUGGGGUGGGGUGGCCUCUUGUCGGCGGCUACUGCGGCUUUCUCCUUCAGCGCUCCCAAUCAUCGUCGUUAUCCUCCCAAACCAGGAAGUUGCGGGGAACAGGAGUGGGGAGGCGGGGAACCGCCAGCCAGACCUGCUCGACGGCUAAAACCGUCCCGCGAACCCCUGGUGAUAGUGAAAUUUGCGAAGGACAAACCAGGUGGAAGUGAAAGGAUCGUCGGUAGGAACAAAGAGGUCACAAAGCCAAUCCAGCAAUUUUUAAAAGCUUCAACGUUGAGAACGUCAAUUGUCAAAAUGCAAAAUACCUAUGUCAUCAUUCGUAUCAUCAUCACGCAUUUAUCUCUGCUCCUAUGCAACAUCUCGUCUGAAGAGACGUUUACAAGAUUUUGUCUGAACGCAGGACGUCAUGGCGAAGGAACACUCCAGAACUCUUACACCUGUGUAAUAAAAUACCCUGCACCGACAAGCAAUGAAGAAGAAGCGGAAGAAUUUUGCCGAGCUAAUUCACCUUUUGCUUUGGAAUCAUUUCGUUAUGGGGAGCCCACUAAAUGUAUUCAUGUAAAAGAGUACAGCUGUGAGGAAAACGAGGAAGAAGUUAUGGGGAAAUGUUUCGCACUGGCGGAGAGCAAAGGAAAACCGUUUUCUCGCGAUGCAUGCCCUCCAGAAUACACUUUACAUGUUCUUGAAAGCAGAGAAGAAUUUCAAUGGAUUGCAGUAUCCUUCCGACAAGCGAAGAGAGUCUGGGUGGGAAAUUUUGGAGCAAAUGCACGAUUUUUGAAACCAACAGAUUUCAAAAAACAAAGGCGACGAAGAGAUAAUGAAAAACCGAUAUUCAUUCGGUUGAAAGAAAGUGCGAAUCCUAGCGAAAGAAGAGGACAUGCCUACUAUGGCCAAACAAAUUUGCAAAUUCCAUACCUGUGCUCCAGACAAGCAGAACCUUUUGCAGAAACUCUCGCUCACAACCGAGAAUAUUUGGAGGACAUUGGAAUAACAAGUGCUUUCAUGGAAGGAAAAGAUGGGAAUCGACUUUUUGCGUCUUUCAACAUACGGUUCGCCGUCGAAGCCAAACAGUUCCAAGCAAACUUCGAAAAAAUCCAUGAAGCGUGCAAUGUUUUUGGGAAAGGCUUUCCCGUUUCUCGCGACGAUUUUUUGACAAGAGAUGAGUUUGCUGCAGUUCUGAAAAAAAUUGGACUUACUCUAGCAAGAGUUUCAGUGGGGCGUGCGCCUUCUUUUACUAUGAUGCCAGAUAAAGCAUGUAAAAAAGAAAAGUACUUCAGAACAAACAGGAAAAAAUGGAGCUACUAUGACAAAAAUGGAACAACAUUCGUGGUUGCUGAUGAUCACUGGAUGAGUGGAUAUCCAGACAACAUGUGUUCGGAUACGCCUAGAAUCACGGUUGGUAUGGCUUCGUCUGGCUACAUAGACAUUCCAGCAAUAGCUCGCAAGUCCAUUAUAUGUUUGAUAGGCGACAACAAAGAUGGCGGUGCAAAAGGCCCUCGCACAGGAGCGCGACAACGCGGAGAAUAUUGCAAUAAAGCGGCUAGAUACAAUAAGAAAUUGAAACGAUGCGAAUGCCUUGACCCCAAAUCUGACGGGCGAGUGGUUGAUCCGGAAACAUAUGGACAUUACCCUCCUGGCGUUGUGUGCAUGUCUUGCGCAACUUCUGAGAAGAAAAGAUCAAUUCUGUUCCUUCUUGAUGGUAGCGGAACUUUAGGAAAUGAAGGCUGGAGAAAGGAGCUCGAAUUCAUAUCCACAAUUAGCAAAGGUGUUGGAAACGCCAGAACUGCGGUAUUAUUCACAGGACGUGACGAAGAAAUGGUUACCGCAAUGGCUUUUGGCCGCCACAGCAAAGCAGAUCUCGAGAACUUCUGUAAUGAAUAUCGUGACGACUUUCCUCACGGGUGGACAUUUGUGGGAGCGGGUAUGAGAAUGGCAAGACGAAUGCUCAAGAAGGAGACCGCAGAGGAUCGCAUACUAAUGAUUUUUUCUGAUGGAGAGACGGAUAAUAGAAAUGGCGGAGACGAGUAUGAGAAUUUAAAACGGAAGCAAGUCGUAGAAGCUGAGGCAAUUAGAAAAGCUGGCAUUCGCAUCAUUUACAUAUAUGUAGCAACUCAUGAUGAAUUCCUGGCCAAUGCAAGGAAUGUUGGCGGCUCUGGUUUUGUAUAUGUCGGCGACUACAAUAACUUGCGCAAGUUUGCUGGAGAGACCCUGAAGAAAGUUUGCACUCCCGUCGUUUGACAACAAGAUAUUCGAUACGAUAACAUUGCUUCAUCAAUGAAAAUUCGUUUCAUGUUGAGCAAAUGUCUUUUACUGUUUGUUCCAGCACUCAAUAGCACCUGUGCUUCUUAGACUUCAGCAAAAUAAGCGUCUUAUGGCCUCCGAAUUCAAGGCAAUCAUCGAAGUCCCCUUUGUGAAUAACCUUUCGGCUUUAAUAAUAACACUGACGAAAGGCUACGUCAUUUUUUACUUUUUUUAACAUUAUCUUGUACAUAGACUUGCUUAAUGAAUUCCGGCGCAGUCACUGAUUUGUACAUAAGUUUAACCCGGAUCUCUACAGUGCUGGACGCUAUUAUAAUUCACUUCGAAGUCACCGUAAGCCUCUUCGAUGAACAUGUCUGAAAUUCUCUCUCUACACAUACAAGACUACAAUCGUUCCUCAAAGCGGUUUCCAAUCUCUCUUCUUGAAAUUCGAAUGGGACAUAUUGAGAAAUCUCAUAUCUGAACCAGCGGGGCACUGCAAUAAGUC
Molecule: messenger RNA, 2773 nt
Organism: Cylicocyclus nassatus
Lineage: Eukaryota; Metazoa; Nematoda; Chromadorea; Rhabditida; Strongylidae
Source: the annotation of a GenBank genome assembly